CUCACACACUCACACACUACUUUAGUGGAGAAUAAAGGGAAUGACCUACAGAAAUAUUAAAAUGCGGUUAGGACAGAACCUAUAUCUGUUUUUAACAAUCAUCAUUGUUUCAGUUUUUGGGUUAGUUUACCUUAUAUUUACUCCACCCAGGAACAGAGAUUUGGAUCGGCCUGACAUUCCCACAACAUCCCAAUGGUUAGCUCCGAUCGUCUGGGAGGGAACGUUUGAUCUGAAGAUGAUUGACAACAUCUACAAGCGGCAGAACAUCACCGUGGCAACCACUGUCUUUGCGCUGGGAAAGUAUGUACGUUUCCUGAAAGACUUCCUAGAGUCAGCGGAGCGGCACUUCUUUGUGGGCUACCAAGUGCAUUAUUACGUGUUUACAGAUCGUCCGGAUGAGGUUCCCAUAGUAAAACUGGGAAAGGGACACCAGUUGACUGUGAAAAAAACAGCAAGCUCAAACCGCUGGCAGGAAAUCUCGCUCCGCAGGAUGGAGAGGAUCGAGAAGCUCAUUGAAGAGGAACUCACUGACAAGGCAGACUACAUAUUCUGCCUCGAUGUCGACUCCAAAUUCUAUGCUCACUGGGGGGCGGAGUCUCUGGGCGACCUCGUUGGCGUUCUGCAUGCCUGGUUCUUCGGGUCAUUUAAAAGGUGGUUCCCAUACGAGCGGCGUCCUAAAUCUCAGGCCUACAUACCUUAUGGAGAAGGAGACUACUACUACGGAGGGGCCGUGUUUGGAGGGCGCCCCAAGAACGUGCUCAAGCUGGCGAGGACGUGUCGCAUGCAGUUGGAAGUGGACCAAGCCAAUCAGAUUGAAGCAGCAUGGCAGGAAGAGUCUCACCUUAACAAGUACUUUCUGUACAACAAGCCCACCAAAUUGCUCUCACCUGAAUACUUGUGGGACGACACAAAAUGGAGAACCAGAUACUUGAAAGUGGUGCGUUUCUCACAGGUGGUCAAGUACUAUGCUGAGAUUCGACCCAACCCUUAGUGCACAUUGUACCUCAGCGGUGGCGCUACUGCUUUGUGGCAGGUCUGUGACAUUUUAUAUUCCUGGUCAUUAUUUGAUGAUCAUUAUGGCAUGUCAAACAUUACAAACAAACUAAAAUUCUUAAGAAGGGUGUUUUCUGAGAAAGGUUUAUUAACCAAUCAACAGAUAAACCAAUAAUGGUCCGUUAGCAAGGGGGAGCAGGAAAUGCAGUUUGAUCAUUGUGCAGUUCACUGUUUUUGGCAGAUCACUUUCAGAAUUUGCUGAAAUACAUCUGAGACCAAGAAAUAUUCAGGUACUUACUGUAGCAGAAUCUUCACCAGAGC
This is a messenger RNA of Clarias gariepinus (North African catfish), 1314 nucleotides long. RefSeq names its product globoside alpha-1,3-N-acetylgalactosaminyltransferase 1-like. The coding region runs from base 41 to 991 and encodes 316 amino acids. Gene Ontology annotation, biological process: carbohydrate metabolic process. The record is from RefSeq and is a predicted model, not a curated record. Lineage: Eukaryota; Metazoa; Chordata; Actinopteri; Siluriformes; Clariidae. Gene Ontology annotation, molecular function: hexosyltransferase activity. Gene Ontology annotation, cellular component: Golgi apparatus; membrane; vesicle. The transcript is spliced from 5 exons.